Messenger RNA from Cydia amplana, 1790 nucleotides. RefSeq names its product organic cation transporter protein-like. The record is from RefSeq and is a predicted model, not a curated record. The transcript is spliced from 5 exons. Gene Ontology annotation, cellular component: membrane. Gene Ontology annotation, biological process: transmembrane transport. Bases 141 to 1601 code for a protein of 486 amino acids. Gene Ontology annotation, molecular function: transmembrane transporter activity. NCBI's taxonomy places the organism in Eukaryota, Metazoa, Arthropoda, Insecta, Lepidoptera, Tortricidae.
GCAGCCGCAGACUCCUCAAUGCGUAUAGACACACCGAGCGGACGGCUUGCGCGACCACCUGCUGUCCAGCUGACGUGUAUUUUCGCAUUUGUGAAGUAUUUGUGUAUUUUUAGCUGAAAGUGAAGUGAACAUUAGUAAAAAUGGUGGAGAAUGAAACAAAAGACGCCGAAAGCCAGAAGACGGGCCAAGACCCGCUGGAACGAGCUAUCGGCGCCAUUGGCAAGUGGCAGAUAUGGGUCUGCUUCGUCGUGUUCCUCGUGAAGUUCCCCGUGGCCUGGCACCAGAUGAGCAUCAUCUUCCUCGCACCCCCGAUGAACUUCACCUGCGCAGAAGAAUCCAGCACCUUCGACAGCGUCUGCCACGCCAACUGCACCAGCUACAAAUACGACCACUCUGUCUUCAGAGAGACCAUCGUGUCGCAGUGGGAUCUAGUCUGCGGACGACAGUGGCUAAAAGAUCUUACGCAAACCUUCUUCAUGCUCGGCAUCCUUGUUGGCAACAUGGUCUUCGGCCAUCUAUCCGAUCGGUUCGGUCGACGAAUGCCGUUCCUAGCAGCAGUGUUCCUGCAGUUGAUAUCAGGCGUGGCGACCGCGUAUUCGGUGAACUGGUACAUGUUCACCGCGCUUCGCUUCAUGCUCGCCGUGGCCACUGGCGGCACCAUGGUCACCAGCUUCGUCCUGACCAUGGAACUCAUCGGCGCCAGAUACAGAGACACCGUGGGCAUCAUUUACCAGAUACCCUUCAACCUCGGACACCUGUCGCUGGCGGCGUUCGGCUACUACCUUAGAGAUUGGGAUAAAUUCCAACUGGCUAUCUCGCUGCCUUCGAUUAUAUUUCUGAGCUAUUAUUAUUUGUUGCCUGAGUCGCCGAGAUGGCUUAUCACUGCUGGAAGGACUGAUGAAGCCGUCAAGAUUAUGACAGUCGCUGCUAAAAGAAACGGUCGGCCAACAGAAAACAUCUCUUCAACCACCCAGAAGCUGAGCGUGGACGUGAGCAAGCCCGCGCACGUGUCGUUCCUGGCGCUGUUCGCGCACCCGCGCCUGCGCGUGCGCACGCUGGCCAUCUGCUUCAACUGGUUCGUGUGCGGGCUGUGCUUCUUCGGCGUGUCGCAGUACAUCGGACAUGUUGGCGGGAACAUCUUCACUAAUGUCGCUAUUUCUGCAGCUAUACAGGUCCCAGGCACUUUGAUCUCUAUCUACGCGAACAGAGUUCUCGGGCGGAAGAUAACGCUUAUCAGUUCCAACUGCAUCACAGGGCUAAGCUGCCUACUCAUCACCGUAGUCCCACACUCAGGGGCGAGCCACCUCUCGCUCGGCUGCAUCGGUCUCUGGGGCAUGAGCAUAUCAUUCUCCACUGUAUACUUGUACGCUGGAGAAAUAUUCCCCACAGUCGUCAGAAACUCCGGGGUAGGGUUGUCUUCGACUGUAGCCAGAGUAGGUUCCAUGGUCGCUCCAUUUGUAGCGACCCUGUCUUCAACCAGCCCGUGGUUGCCGCCUCUAGUUUUCGGUAUCACGCCGCUCAUUGGCGCUGGACUUUGCAUACUUUUACCUGAUACGAGGGGACGAAUAUUGCCUGACACGAUAGAAGAAGGUGAAGCGUGAGACCUAUAAUAAUUUAAUAUCGAUGAGUAUUAUAUUCAUUCGUGCCUUUUAUUUAUUAUGAUAAUAUAAUUUUUGUUAAUCGUUUAGUGACGUUCUCAUAAAUAAGAGGCUUAUAUUAUACGAAAGUAAUACAAGGUUGUAUUAAUGAAGAAGUUGUAAAUGGCAGGCUGAUAAGUUGAUAGCAGCCAG